UAAUGUCGUUUAUCUCUCUUAUUUAUGUGUAACGAGCGAGAUUUGAAUAGCGAAAAUGUUUUGAUUACAUAUUUGUCGUAUUAGAUCAUAUUAAAUAGGUCACCGCAGUGCCUCCCACUGUAAGGAAUGUAAUAUAUUUUUUUCGUUUUUCCUCAACUUAACGCUUUAUCUACUUAUAGAAUUGUGUGUGAUUUUGAUAAACAUUAUCAUUCAAGAUGAUGAACCAGUAUAUAAAAGAGUUAGAACAAGAGCCAUUUGAUCCAGAUGAGUUUGUAGAGAGAAUGGUGAGACGGAGCAUGCAGGAGUCGAGACUCAAGGACGAUGAAUUUGACCCAGAAAUGAUACAUGACAUAUUCACUCAGGCAAUACAGGAUUUAAAGGUGCUGCAAGAAAGGCAAGAGAGAAAGUGUGCAAGAUUAGAACAGUCAGUGCAGGAGGAGGAGAAAUUAUACGGAGACAAGCUAGCUGAGAUCAUGGAACAGCACACUCACUGCGUGAACGUGUUCAGCUCCCUCGACGAGCGCAUGUCCCGCUGCGGCGGGCGAGCGCUGGACGUGGGCGAGAAGCUCGGCGCCGCCCGAGCGCCGCGCGCCCGCGCCGCCGCCGCCCGCGACCUGCUGGCUCAUCUAGCCCACUUCCUUAGCCCUGGACCGGUGCAUACGGAACUAUUCAACGACCCAAGCAAGCUAAACGAUGCAGCCGAUGUCAUCCAAAAGCUUCACACCAUCGCCCAAGAACUGCCCCCCGACAAAUUCGAAGUAGCCAAAAAGAAAAUCGAAGCCAAAUACGACGAGAUCGAACGCAACCUCAUAGAGGAGUUCGUGAAAGCCCAAAACCAAGGGGAUAUGGCUAAGAUGAAAGAUAUCGCUAAUAUUAUGACCAACUUUAAAGGUUACUCGCAGUGUGUCGACGCUUAUAUAGAGACCAGUCAAAUGAACACCCUGAUGGGCAAGGAUAUUUUCUCUUCCGUCUUAUCCCUCUGCAAGAAGAACUACAAUAUCAUCAGCGCAGUAUUCUCCAACCCGGAGCAGGUAAUGAGCAAGUUCGUGCUCAACAUUUUCCACCUGAAGCUGCAGAAGUACAUUCAAACCAAACUCGCGGACAAGAAUGAUGUGGAGAAAUACUUGAGGAAUCUUUAUGAUAUGUACACAAGCACCCAACGAGCUUGCGACGACUUGGUAUCAGCUGGUUUCAUAACCGACUCGGGCAACACCUCCCCCGGCUCUCUCCGGCGCUCGGCGCUGGUGAACGGCGCGCUAGCGGGCGCCGCCGACGGAUACGCCGCGCUCGAGUGUCGCCGCCUCCGCGCGCUGCUCGCCAGCCUGCUGCAUGCUUACUACAGCGACAAGGGGCAUGUGAAGCGGCAGAUACAGGGCACGGGAUUCCAAGAACUGCGUCGCGAUUUGCAAGCCGUGAUCGGGACCCGAGCGAACAUCAACAUCGCUCAGAUCGAGAACUACGGCGGCGAGACGUUCCUGAGCGAGUCGCUCGUCAGCAGGAUGCUGAGCGAGGCGAAGACGUCCUUCACUAGGUGCAAGACUCUAUGCACUCCCAACGAGCUGGCAGGCACCACGACCGCUCUCUUGGACGUCCUUAUACAACACUUACUGGUCGAGCACGUUGACUACGCGUUAGAUCUGGGCCUGCAGUCCAUACCCAUCGCCGAGAGCAAGUCCCCGCCACAGAUUUACUUCUUUGACACGGUGAAGGAAUGUAACAAAAUAGUAAAAAUGUUUGAAGAACAUUUUCAAGAAUCCGUGCUACCUUGUAUGAGUUCCACGGCCAAACAAACCGAAUGCGUAAACAAGAAAACCACUAUAAUGGAGCAGUUGGAAGCCAAAAUGGACGCUGGACUCGAGCGAGCUAUAUCGGCUAUUGUUGGUUGGGUGAAGUUGCAUCUUCAGACCGAACAGAAGAAAUCCGACUUCAAGCCAGAGGGGGACGUAGAUACUCUGGCAUCGCCUGCGUGUCAAUCCGUGGUGUCCUACCUAAACAACGUAAUGGAGAAGAUUCACUCCGGGCUAGAUGGCGAAAAUCUGCAAGCCGUGACCUUGGAACUGGCCAUCCGUUUACACCGGGUCAUUUACGAGCAUUUACAGAACUUCCAAUUCAAUUUCGCAGGGGCCAUGGUAGCAAUUUGCGACGUGAAAGAAUACCGUUCGGUGGCUUGCGGUCGUGGCGCUAGCGCCGCGCCGCCGCCCGCGCACGCGCUGUUCGACGCGCUGCACGCGCUCUGCAACCUGCUGCUCGCCAAGCCCGAGAACCUGCACCAGGUGUGCGAGGGAGAGACUCUGGCGGAGUUGGACCACUCGAUCCUGCUGAACUUCAUCCAGCUGCGGUCGGACUACAAGAGCCACAAGCUCUCGAGCUUCCUUAAGGGAUUGUCGUAAAUUACAAAAAUUAAUUUACGCUAGUAGGGUAAGGCGGUGAGUGAUAUCACCUCCGCUCCGGUGUGCGAGCGGGAUACCGCAAUAACACGCGCAUAGUGUUGUCUCGCUCACACGCCACGCGUCACGCGUUGCUGUCGGAGCGGCGUGCGAAUCGCAUCCAGUGUUAUAACCGCCUAAGAUCGGGAAAGUACCUCAAAACCUUAAGUUAGCUCAUUUUGUUUAAAGGAAACAUUCUUUUAUUUUUUUAAAUAAACAAAACUGCAUUCAAAGAAUUUUCUUUUCUUUUUUACAAUUUUGUCUAAAAAUAUUCUUGAAUACUAAAUAUUCGAUUUUAUGGAUAUUUUGUACGACAGACUAGUGUAAGGCCUAAUGUUUCUUGGAGAAAUGUUAUCAUUUACAUUAACCGUAUUGAAUAGUAGAAUAAAAUCGAGGGUUUUUUUUUUAUUUGUAGUCGGUACGAUUUCCGGGUGAAACAAGCUAAUUUCAAAAAAUCUUUUAAAUGCAGUUUUGUUGCAUUUUAAAAAUAAAAAUGAGCUCAGGGCCCAUUCAUUCUUUCCACACUGUAUAAUGUAUGUUCCGCAUUUAGUAAUGUCGGGUUCGUUAGUAUUUUUACAUAAGUUUUAGUAAUGCGUAGUACGGAGUGAAACAUGUCGAGCGUUUUUCUACUUAAAAUACGUGAGUGACCCGUUAUUAAUAUAUUUUAUCGUAACCAUGAUUUUGAAUGCACAUGCACAUGAUCUGUGUAAGAAUGUCCUAUAAUAUAUAUAUAUAUAUAUUCCAUUUGCUACUGAAGAAGUAUUUUUAUUAUUUUUUAUAUUAUAGUUUUUUUUUUUUUAUAACCUAUACUUACCCUACUUCUAAAGAGAAGUAAGUAACGACUGUUAAAUCUUUAUACUAAGUCGCCCCUUAACAUUGCGCUACUGGAAGAGGUUACAUUAAUUGAAAUGAGAGCGCAACGCCAUCUUUUGACUUCUCAGAGCCUUUUUAAGGAAGAAGGAACCCUUAUUUUUUACCACAUUGAUGGCAUACAAGCUACGAGCUUACGAUUCGCUUUAUUGUAUAAGUAGUUACCGUUGCUCAUGAACGGAGGAAACCCUAUUAUGUGCCUUGGCGUGGCACAUGCCCGAUAAAGUAAGAUAAGGUGCUACGGACGCUAGUUUAUUUCUACGCCAGAAAACUUUACCCACAUUUACUUUGUUAUCUGCCGGUGGUUACCAGUUUAUAAUUAUUAUUUGUCUUUGCGACAGGUAUCUUUAGAAGUUAAUUGGGUACAAUGACCGCAUUUUUUUAUGUGUUUGCUGUUUAUUUUACAUCAAAGAAAAAAACUGUCCACCGAUCUGAACCCGUCGUAAGAUAACAUUAUUUUUUAUUAUGUUACUCAUAUUAUUUACAUAAUUGUUAUAACUUGUUUAUAAGUAGAUAAGAGUAUUAAAUUAUUAUUGUCUAGC
This is a messenger RNA of Cydia strobilella, 3838 nucleotides long. It is a transcript of the gene Sec10, whose product is annotated as exocyst complex component 5. Bases 216 to 2390 code for a protein of 724 amino acids. Gene Ontology annotation, biological process: exocytosis; Golgi to plasma membrane transport. The transcript has 15 exons. Lineage: Eukaryota; Metazoa; Arthropoda; Insecta; Lepidoptera; Tortricidae. The record is from RefSeq and is a predicted model, not a curated record. Gene Ontology annotation, cellular component: cytoplasm; exocyst.